This is a messenger RNA of Diospyros lotus (date-plum), 1550 nucleotides long. RefSeq lists its product as uncharacterized. Gene Ontology annotation, molecular function: nucleotide binding. Lineage: Eukaryota; Viridiplantae; Streptophyta; Magnoliopsida; Ericales; Ebenaceae. The coding region runs from base 124 to 1257 and encodes 377 amino acids. The transcript has 7 exons. The record is from RefSeq and is a predicted model, not a curated record.
GAUUAUUAUUGGUAUGGAAAUGGAAUCCACGCCAAUGCCAUGAAGAUUGAAGACGGAACCAACCGUGAACGUAGCGACAAAUAGACAAUUUGGGGAGAGACAGAGAGCUCUGGAACGAAGAAGAUGAAAGAGAAGACGGUGAGAUAUGGAAUCGUAGGGGCGGGGAUGAUGGGAACGGAGCACCUCAUCAACCUCCGCCACCUCCGCUGCGAAGGCGUCGCCGUCGUCUGCGUAGCCGAUCCCCACCUCCCCUCCCGCCAACUUGCUGUGGAUUUAGCGAAAUCCUUCGACUGGCCUCUCAAGGUUUUUUCAGGACAUCUGGAGCUCCUGGAAAGUGGGCUCUGCGAUGUGGUGGUUGUUUCUACUCCAAACAUUACUCAUUACCAAAUCCUGAUGGACAUCAUUAACCACCCAAGGCCUCAUCAUAUACUAGUGGAGAAGCCUCUUUGCACCACAGUUGCGGAUUGCUGGAAGGUAAUAGAGGCUGCUAGAAAGAGACCAGAGAUGCUGGUGCAAGUUGGGCUGGAGUACAGAUACAUGCCACCUAUUGCUAAACUAAUAGAAAUAGUUAAAGAUGGAUUAUUGGGGCACAUCAAAAUGGUGGCUAUACGGGAGCACCGAUUUCCCUUUUUGGUUAAGGUGAAAAAUUGGAAUCGGUUCAACAGUAAUACUGGAGGAACUCUUGUAGAGAAAUGCUGCCACUUUUUUGAUCUGAUGAGGUUGUUUGCUGGUUCAAAUCCUGUCCGUGUGAUGGCUUCAGGAGGUGUUGAUGUCAAUCACAAAAAUGAAAUUUAUGAUGGCAAAGUACCUGACAUAAUUGACAAUGCAUACGUCAUUAUCGAAUUUGAGAAUGGUUCUCGAGGCAUGCUUGACCUCUGUAUGUUUGCUGAAGGGAGCAAAAAUGAGCAAGAAAUAUGUGUCGUUGGUGAUAUUGGAAAGGGGGAGGCCCUUGUUCCCGAGAGCAUUGUGCGCAUAAGCACUAGGCAAGAUGGAAGAGAUGGGGUUCGAACUUUAAAAGCUGAAGAUGACCGAAUUAAAUAUCAGGGGCUGCAUCAUGGUUCCAGCUAUUUGGAGCACCUGAACUUCUUGUCUGCAAUUAGACAUAAGGGCAAACGAACUCCUGCCGUUGGUCUACAUGAUGGGUUGGUUUCAGUUGCCAUGGGAGUUGCAGCACAGCUUUCGAUCGAGCAAGGCCGUUUUGUUUCAAUCAAAGAAGUGACGAGUGAAAACAAAUUCAAGCCUUCCGAGUUGUUUUGAGUCCUAAUUCCUAAAUCCUGGUGGAGGUCGUGCUUGUUCAUCAUCCAUUCCUUUUUCUGCUACACCUAAGGAAGAAACUAAACAAAUUGGAAAGGCAGAAGAGGCUUCAUCCAAUAAGAAAGGCCAAUUUAAUUUCUCCAUCCAGUACUUGUAUUAUUCUAUUCUUUCCCUACUCUCUUCUCUUGGAACGGAGGAUGGGAAGAGAUUCUGAUUCUGUCUUAUAAAAAUCACAAAUACAGACCCGCACAACUGUUGAAAGAAGGGAAAUUUUUAUGACUUGUUCCUCUGCUGAA